Messenger RNA from Anoplopoma fimbria (sablefish), 6262 nucleotides. RefSeq names its product collagen, type IV, alpha 2 (gene col4a2). NCBI's taxonomy places the organism in Eukaryota, Metazoa, Chordata, Actinopteri, Perciformes, Anoplopomatidae. Bases 221 to 5248 code for a protein of 1675 amino acids. The transcript has 48 exons. The record is from RefSeq and is a predicted model, not a curated record. Gene Ontology annotation, cellular component: collagen trimer; basement membrane. Gene Ontology annotation, molecular function: extracellular matrix structural constituent.
UACUCGGCUCACUUUGGUGUGUUUCUUGUGAGAAUAUUUUUUUUUUUGCACGUUUUGGUUGCAACAGGUAGCGUAACCUUAACACGGACCGGGACAGCGCGCAUCUCUUGCCCCGUGAGAUCCAUUCCCUUCACCUCACAGCCGCACGAUAGCCUGGUGUGACUGUCGGGCAGACAUGCUGUAAGUGUCUCUGCAAUUGAAACUGAAGUUUUCGGUGCGCAUGAGUGGGACCAUGCAAGGACAACACAACAGAGGACGGGACAAUCUGAGGCUGCUGAUCCUAUGCCUCUCCAUUGCCAUCCUCGCCUCGGGAGUGCACGCGGGUGGGAAGAAGCACAGUGGCCCCUGUGGAGGAAGAGACUGCAGCGGAGGCUGUAAAUGUUUCCCAGAGAAGGGUGCCAGGGGUCAACCUGGGCUUCUUGGUCCUCAGGGCCCCCAGGGGCCUUCGGGGAGACCAGGUGAUCAUGGGAUCGAAGGUACAAGGGGGCAGAAAGGUGACCAUGGCCGCAGUGGCAUCAUAGGUCCUAAAGGCAAUGUGGGAAUGACCGGCGUUCCUGGGUUUUCUGGAAACGAUGGCAUUCCUGGCCACCCAGGACAAGCUGGACCCAGGGGGAAGCCAGGAGCAGACGGCUGUAACGGGACACACGGAGAUUCAGGGUCGAUGGGGCAACCCGGCUAUAAUGGCUCACCUGGUUUUCCCGGACAACCAGGUUGGAAGGGGCAGAAGGGAGACUCUCUGGAGCUGAGCGUGUACAUGCAGCGCUUUAGGGGAGAUCCAGGCACACCAGGAGUCAACGGAAUAUUUGGGCCUUCAGGAAACCCAGGAUGGCAGGGAACCAGAGGCUUACCAGGACCAAAGGGUCCCACAGGGCCUCCUGGUCCCCGUGGACCAAAGGGCGCUAUGACCAAAGUGCUGAAGGGACUCAGGGGAGACCAAGGGGACAUCGGACCACCGGGGCUUCCAGGAAACGCUACUCAUCAGCUAGUUCAGCCCCCCUACGGACCCUUGGGACCUAGUGGAGAGAAAGGUCUGAAAGGAGCAUUAGGAGAUCCGGCUGACAACAGAGGAGAAACUGGUGUGAAAGGAUUCCCUGGAUCACGGGGUUUCCCUGGUGCAGAUGGGCGUGCUGGACCUAGGGGGGAUAUAGGCGAACAAGGACCAAAAGGCAGAGAUGGUUAUAAGGGAGUCAGAGGUGACCCUGGAGAAUUGAUACCAUCCGGAUCCCUUUGGCCCUCAGCAGCUGGUCCUUCCAGUCCUGCUGGUGAGCAGGGUCCGCAGGGAGAGAGGGGCCCAGUUGGAGACCAAGGCUUCCAUGGGCCCCCGGGACGCCCCGCCUCUGAAUCACAGCAACAAGUUUGGGAUUUCAUAGGGCCAUUUGGUCUAAAGGGGGAGCCAGGAGAUAAGGGCCAACAAGGGGAACCAGGACAUCCUGCUGACAUAGCAGGAGCACCAGGCAUCAGCGGGCGCCCGGGGGACACUGGCCCUCGAGGACCCAAAGGAACAUGGGCUGAGUUCUUCAAAGGGGGUCCUGGUGGAAGAGGAAGGCCCGGCAAUGCAGGCUUUAAAGGAGGGAAAGGUGAUCACGGGCUGUGUGAAUGCACUGUGGUAAACUCUCCACCGGGGUCACUUGGCCCUGCUGGUGAUCGCGGUGAUGCUGGGAUGACUGGAGAGUUUGGUCUGGAGGGUGAUUCAGGCGGUCCAGGUCCCCAAGGAGACGACGGAUUUCCUGGAUCUCUUGGGGUCAGCGGUCUGCCGGGUCCAAAGGGUCAAAAAGGGGACUUGAUUGUGCCUACACAGAAAGGAUAUCCUGGAGAACCAGGGGAUCACGGGCCAGACGGUGAGCCGGGAGCGUUGGGUGCUCAAGGCCGAAAUGGUUUACCUGGUAUCCCUGGCACCCGAGGUUUUCCAGGAGAAGGUCCCGUAGGAGAAGUGGGAGACAAAGGUUACCCAGGUCAGCCUGGUCGACCUGGUGCACCCGGGCUUACUGGGACAGAAGGUGCAGUCCUUGGAGGGAUCAAAGGCCAACGGGGUUCACCUGGUGACGACGGCCUGGCGGGCUAUGAUGGAGUUCCAGGAACAACUGGCAGCCCAGGAGGCUGUAGUCCAACAAGAGAUGGAGAACAAGUGGAUGUAACAGGUCCUUGCGAUGCUGCUUCUGGACCCCCUGGGCUGCCUGGACCUCCAGGACCCAGUGGACUAUUAGGUUUCCCAGGUCCUCCGGGCCAAAAAGGACCACAGGGUCCAUUUGGAGCAAUCGGAGAAAAAGGAGAAACAGGAGAUCAAGGCACAGGUGGCCAUCCUGGACCACCAGGUUUUUCCGGCCCCCGUGGAGCCUUGGGGGUUCCUGGCAGCAAAGGUUCCGUAGGAAUCCCUGGUGCGCCCGGUGUAAACGGCCGGUACGGGGCGCAAGGUGAGAAGGGUGUUCAUGGAGAGAUCUUUGGAGCAUCGCCAGGACCCCAAGGUGACCCGGGGCUGGCUGGGAUCCAAGGGAAUAAAGGCCAGAUCGGUGAUCCAGGGACGUUAGGCUAUUCAGGAAGGGCCGGCAUGCCUGGUAUGAUCGGUUUUAAGGGUGAGAGUGGCCCUCUAGGCCUGCAGGGGGAGGAGGGGAGACCUGGGCCAGCAGGCAAGUACGGCUACCCCGGUGAUUCUGGACAAGAAGGUCCACCUGGGCCGCAUGGGAGUACUGGACAGCCAGGUUUCACUGGAGAGAGGGGAACUGAAGGGGACCCGGGUCCUCCAGGUCCAAUAGGAUUAAAAGGCUUCCCAGGGCAGCACGGUUAUGAUGGUGACGUUGGAGAGCCUGGCCCUUCAGGUGACUCUGGACAGACUGGUGCAGAUGGACGUCCAGGUCUUCUAGGAAUAAAGGGAAACAAAGGGUCUCCCGGCAUGUCAGGUUUUGAGGGGAUCAGGGGUAAUCAAGGGUCGAAGGGCUUCAGCGGGUUCAGUGGAGAACCUGGAGUUGUGGGUCAAUUUGGCCUAAAAGGAGUGCAUGGUCGAAGUGGAGAGAAAGGUGAUCGUGGUUUGAGAGGGCCAUCCGGGGAGAAGCCUCACAUCCCCGCCCAGAUGAUUGUUGACAUGAAGGGGGCCAAGGGCGACCAUGGACAUUAUGGAAAUCAAGGUUUUACCGGACCAAGAGGUACUAAGGGUUUACCUGGUGUGCCGGGCUACGGGGGAACUCAUGGUCUUCCUGGAGGCCCCAGUAAUAAGAAAGGCUACCCUGGAGAUCCGGGCGCGGAGGGGUUGUCGGGUAUAAAAGGAAUGCCAGGCCUAACUGGAAAUCGAGGAAUUACUGGUUUUGAGGGAAUGCAAGGCAACCAGGGAGGUAAAGGAAGUCCUGGUGCCUACGGACCAUCAGGAGAAAUAGGAAGGAGGGGAUUCAAAGGUGAGAAAGGCCCGCGCAUAGACCUUCCAGGAACCACCGGAUUGAGAGGAGAGUAUGGUCUUCCAGGAGAACCAGGCCAGAAAGGAUUAUUUGGACAAACAGGUGACAGGGGUUCACCUGGUUUUGAUGGAAUAGAAGGGAAAAGGGGAGAGCCAGGCGAUCCAGGAACAGGAGGGUACCCAGGCUCUGAUGGGCAGAAGGGAACACCUGGUAACCAAGGUCCAAAAGGCUUUACUGGAUCUCCUGGAAAAGAUGGACAUCCUGGUUUACCUGGUUUUCCAGGAAACAAAGGUUUCCCUGGCCUGAAAGGUCUUUAUGGAUUACAUGGACUGAAAGGACAAAAGGGUUCCCCAGGAACACCAGGUCUGGAUACCACUGGACGAGCAGGGGAACCAGGAGGCAAAGGAGAAAAGGGAGAGGGCGGCGACCGCAACAACCAGCCAGGUGUUCCUGGCACAGCGGGUUUGAAAGGCUUCCAGGGAUCUCUAGGUGACCAUGGUCAACCUGGACUUCCAGGAUUUCGCGGCACCAUAGGACCAAAUGGGACACCAGACAGACCAGGAUACAGAGGUGACCCUGGCUCUACAGGACCUAAAGGGUACCAAGGUUUCCCUGGAGCCAAUGGAUUUCCUGGCUUGGAUGCUCCCCCUGGUGAUAAGGGUGUACAGGGAUUUAUGGGAUUUCCGGGAGCCCCUGGUAGUAAAGGAUUCAGAGGAGAUCAAGGUUCCUUUGGAUACAGGGGGCCAAAUGGUGUUUCUGGGAAGAAAGGAAUAAAAGGAGAGCAAGGAGUAAUGGGAGUUCCUGGUGUUGUUGGUGUGAAGGGCGAAAGAGGCCCAAGUGGUCCAAAAGGAAACACUGGACUUCAAGGUUUUCAUGGGAUUCCAGGAAAACAAGGUCCUCUUCCAGUUCCCAUCAGAAUUCCAGGAGAGAGGGGCCCUGCAGGACCACAGGGGAUCCAAGGACCAAAUGGGUUCAGAGGGGAAUCAGGGCCACAGGGCCCCCCUGGUGAUGCAGGUUUCAUAGGACCGAAUGGGCAGAGGGGCAUGCCUGGGAUAAGUGGUCGACCAGGAACACCUGGAUUUCGUGGAGAGUUUGGACAAGAGGGCCACCCCGGCCUGCAGGGCAUGGAAGGUCACCGUGGCAACCCUGGUAUCCCCGGGCUGCCCGGUAUGCCGGGCCGCAGUGUCAGCGUGGGUUACUUGCUGGUGAAACACAGUCAAUCAGAACAGACACCCAUGUGUCCUGUGGGUAUGUCUAAACUGUGGGACGGCUACAGUCUGCUGUACCUCGAGGGCCAGGAAAAGGCCCACAACCAGGAUCUGGGUUUGGCUGGUUCCUGCCUCCCAAAGUUCAACAGCAUGCCCUUCCUGUACUGCAAUCCUGGAGAUAUCUGUUACUAUGCCAGCAGAAAUGAUAAAUCCUACUGGCUGUCGACGACUGCUCCUCUUCCCAUGAUGCCAGUAGAAGAGGGAGAGAUCCGACCGUAUAUCAGCCGCUGCUCAGUUUGCGAAGCUCCAUCAGUUGCCAUCGCAAUCCACAGUCAGGACAUCACCAUCCCACAGUGUCCUUCAGGCUGGCGCAGCCUGUGGAUCGGUUACUCUUUCCUCAUGCACACAGCAGCAGGAAAUGAAGGCGGAGGUCAGUCGUUGUCAUCACCCGGCUCUUGCCUGGAGGACUUCCGCACAACACCCUUCAUUGAGUGUAACGGGGCCAAAGGCACAUGCCACUACUUUGCUAACAAGCACAGUUUCUGGCUAACCUCCGUAGAUCAGUCCUUCCACACUGAGCCGGCAUCAGAGACGCUCAAAGCAGGUCAGCUCCUGUCACGCAUCAGCCGCUGCCAGGUCUGCAUGAAGAACUUGUGAGGGACUUUACAGUAACGCCGACACAAACAAGUUGUUGCAUUGACAGUGGUCUAGUGUCAUCUUGUUAUCUAUGUGCUAAACCAAACAAAUGGGGAUCUGAAAUACUGGUUUAAAUCAAUGUAAAACGUUCUCCCCGAGCAAUGACUGUGAAGCUUUGAGUGAAAUGUCCCACUGUAGAUAAAACAAGAGAAGCCCCAUGAUGAAUUCAACAGCUUUAUGGGAAAACAAAUAUUUUUGUGUUAAAUGUGGAUUGGUGCUUACUGUUUUAACUUAUUACCUCAGCUACAAUGACAUAUUGUUAACGAUCAGAGACCGUACAAUACAGCUGAACCAAAGACGCCCAUGUUUAUGCACUGCUUUAGUUUAUCUAGAUGAUUGUAUUGUUUAGUGUAUGCAGCCCACCAUAAAGCCACUAACACUGCUUCUCAGCCAGCUGAAGAAUGGGUCUUGAACAAUUGUUUGUUGAUACUAUUGACAAUAUUAUCCUGCUUUUAUUCCAUUACUCUUAAAAAAAAAUUGCUUUUAUAAUAGAACUUUUCAAGCUGUUCAUCCGUUUUAUGCAUUUAUCAACUAUUGCAAUAUCGCCUGUAACUCUUUAUUUUUCAGACACCAUUAUGUUCACAAAAUGCACUGAUUCUGUUUGUAUUUAUACCAGCUGAAUGAACUUGACCCAUGUCCACAGAAGUUUAAACAUAUGUCUUAUCUAAUACUAAUCAUGUCACACUCAUUUUCCUUUACAAAUCUACUAAUUAUUGAACUGCCAACAGGACAGAAUGUAAACAGCUCAGAUCAAAAGUCUGACUUUUGCUAAUCCAUGCUGCGGUCAAUGAUCCUGAAUAUUUUUCACAAUUUAGAAAGUAGGUCAAAUGUUCUACUUCACUUAGAUUCGCUCGUUUGGAAAUCACCGUUUGAUCAGGCCGGUAAUAUGCUUAUAAUUAACCGUAUUGUUAUCUUGGUAAUUCGCAUAACAGGAUUAAUUCAUUGGAUUGUAAAGAUUAAAUGUUGUUUGUUAUA